Messenger RNA from Helobdella robusta, 5275 nucleotides. RefSeq lists its product as hypothetical. The record is from RefSeq and is a predicted model, not a curated record. The coding region runs from base 1 to 4845 and encodes 1614 amino acids. The transcript has 7 exons. NCBI's taxonomy places the organism in Eukaryota, Metazoa, Annelida, Clitellata, Rhynchobdellida, Glossiphoniidae.
AUGGAGAACAAACAAAAGCUUUUGCAAGCUGAUCCAGCGAAGGACACAGGUUCGCCAAUAGUGGUUGAUUAUAUGAAAAAUAAAUAUAAUCAAUUUGAAAAGGACAAAGAUGUAUCCAAGAUAAGUUUACCUACUGUAGUCAGAGAACCUCAAAAACUUGACUUCAGUUGGAACAAGGUGGUUGAUGAAAAAAAGAAAGAUACCUCGGGGCCUGUUUUAAGGGAACAAGACAUCUUAGCAUUUUUAAUGACUGCCUCUGGAAGUGAAUCCGGAAAAUCGCAAUAUUUAAAUCUUGUUGAAGCUGCUGGUAAAAAUGCGAGUCCUAGCAGUGCUCCGAAGUCAGAAGUGAUUGAAAAUAUUGCAAAAGAUAUGACGAAAAAUGUUAGAUCUAUGUUUGAAAAAGGCGAUACCUCUAACACUGCCACUAAAACAACACCUAAACGCAUCAGUUUGAUUGAAGAUUCAGCUGAAACUAAUUCUGUUUUUGAAAACACUCCUACGGCUAGAUCAGAUGACAUAAUAAAAUCUGGUGAGGCUGCUAGCGAAGGAGAACAAGUUCAAAAGGGAACUACUAAAAAUUUGUUAGAUCAAUGGCAAAAAAAGAGCGAAGAUAAAUCAAUUUACGUAUCACCAAAUAAGUCAUUAAUAAAAUUAGUAGACGAUGAUUCAAUAAAAGAUCAAACUUCGGACAAUGAGAAAAUGCAAGAAAACGACAUUAUUCAAAAAGGAUUUGCAAAAAACCUUUUAAAUCAAUGGAAUAACCAAAAUAUUGAAGGAGUUGGUGCUGAUCAAAUAAAUAAAGAUGAUAAAAUUUCAAGUAACGAUUUAGAACAAGCAAGAGAAAAAAUUACAGAUGCUGAGGUUGUACAAAAAGGAACUGCUAAAUCUUUGUUAGACCAAUGGAAUGAUAAGAAAAAUCAAACAUACGUAGCACCCAAACAAACCGUAGUUCUUUUGCAGUCUGUAACAACGGAUUCUUCAAUUAUACCGAAAAGUACAAUUGGUCACCAAACAGCUCCUAACACCGAUUUAUUGCCAAAAACUGCUAAAAGUAUGACAAUUUCAGAUGAACCGGCAAAAAAUGACAGUGAUGCCUUAUCUCCAGAAGCGGUCAACCAAUCUACCCAAGAGUCAAAAAAAUCAGAAGAAACAAAAGAAGAAGAAAUAGAUCUGGAUAGUUUGCAAAAAGGUCUAGCAAAAGCUAUGGUGCUUCAAUGGAAAUCCGAUCAUCCUGAUGAUUCACUAGAUGAUAUUAUACAAAAUGCAACAAAAACUAGUGGGUCGUAUAAUGAAAUACUUUUAGAAAAAGGAAUCGAUAAAACGUUAUACGAACAAUGGAAAUAUGUCAAAUUCAAACACUUGCCAAAACUCGAUAGAUCUAAAAAAUCUCUUGUUAUCAAUAUUCCGGAGAAACGAACAAGACCAACCGUUAUGCAGGUAAUGGCUAAUAGAGCAAACGAGGAAGCCAAUGCCCCAACUUGUGCAGAAAAAGAAGCGGAAAAUUUAAAAAAUGAUACUCUGGAAAAAAUAUUAAAUAAAGAUGAAGUUAAUUCGAAAGAUUUGGAGAAAUUACCAGUAAAAACUGAACUGCCACAAAACAAUGCUGCAACCAAUGUGAUAAAGGAUGAAAUUCCUAACAACGUAGAAAAAAUUGAAUUAAACGAAAACCGACAGAAACCAGAUUUAAACAAAAAUGUUGUUAAAGAUCAACUUAAUGAAGUAAAAUUUGACGUGAAAGCAUCGGUAGCAUUAUCUGAAAAUUUAAAUACAUUUUUCAAAAGUGAUACAAAAGACGACGAAACUGUUAAGACAUCAGAUAUAUCUAAUGUGGAUACAAUUGAAAAAGGAUUUGCUAGAACGGCUUUAGAGCAAUUAAGACAGUCAGUGGAAAGUUCAAAAAUUGUUGAAAAAAAGACUAUUUUAUUAUCUCCAGUUGAUGAUAAAGUUCCAGAAUAUGAAACCGCGAUUCCAGAUACAUCAAGUCAACGCUGUGAAAUAUCGGAGUCGCAACCCGUUAUUCAACAAGGUUUGACAAAACAUUUGCUAGGGCAGUGGCAAAAUAAAAAUACUGAAACUGUUCAAUUCAGUAAAAGACGAAUCAUAGUUGAUGAAGAUGAAGGAUUGAUUGCUGAAAAUGAGCCUAUAAUUUCGACUGAUGUAAUCAAAUCAAAAGAUGAUGAAGCAAAAAAUUUAGUCGAAAAAGGCACGGCUAAAAUGAUAAUGAAUCAAUUAAUUGAAGGUUGCAAAAAUAAAGAAAUAUCAAAAUCACAGAAAAUAAUUAUUUCUGAAAUUGAUGGUACCGUUUGUGAAAAUGAGCCCUUAAGUAGAAAUGAUAUUGCCAAGGAAGAUGAACAACUACCCUCCGCCUUAAACGUUGUGCAACAAGGAACUACAAAAAAUUUAUUGGGACGUUGGAAUAAAAUAACUACUGAUUCUUCUGAAGUUCUCAAAAAGGAGCCGGUAAACCUUGUUUUGGAUUCAGGUCACAUAAUCGAAAACGAACCAGUGAAAAGGGUGGAUGUUGUCAGUUCGGAACCAAUGCAAAAUGAUGAAAUAGAAAAAAUAGAAAAAGGUUUCACAAAAUCUUUGCUUAAUCAAUGGCAAAAUCAAAACGUUAUAACAAGCACUGCGAAAAGUAAGACAAAAAUUGAAAUUCGAGAAGAAGAUGGUUCGCUCUCUGAGAAUAAUCCUGAAACAUUAGAAAAUAUUGCUCGUGAAACUGAAACAACUCACGAGUACAAACCAGUCAUUCAGUCUGGUUUAGCUAAGUCACUAGUCGGUCAGUGGCAAAAUAAAAAUUUAGAAAGUUUCAGGAAUGAAAAAACUCCUAUUGUCAUAGAAGAGAAUGAUGGACAAUGUGCUGAAAAUGAGCCAAUAACAAGAGAGAAUGUAGUUCGGUCAGAUCAAAGCAAAGAUGAAACUAUUAUUGAGAAAGGUUACACAAAAAAUAUCCUAAAUCAGUUGAAAACUAUGCCUCUCAAAUCAAAUGUAAAAAGCAGGACUCCUAUUACUAUUUCGGAGCAGGAUGGUUUCGUAGCUGAAAACGACCCUAUCCAAAGGUCUGACGUAGUAAAAAGCGGUGUAGAAGUAGAAGAAACUUUUGUGCAAAAAGGAUUUACUAAAUCAAUUUUAAAUCAAUGGCAUGAAAAAAAGGAUAACCAAACCAAAUCUCAAAAAACAACAAAAAUUGAAAUUAAAGAAGAAGAUGGACAGUGCGUUGAAAAUGAACCUAUCAUAAGGUCCGAUGUCAUAAAGUCCACAGAUAAUGUUCUAUCUGAUGAAAUAAACAUUGGAAAAGGGUUUACUAUGAAUAUGUUAAAUCAGUGGCAACAAAACACAAAUGAAAGAUCAAGUGGUAACAGCAGUCGAGACAAAACCCCAAUCGUUAUUUCUCACGAAGACGGUAAAAUUGUGGAAAACAUACCAAUACAAAGAGACGAUGUAGCUCGUGAAGGAGACGCUAACACAAACCCGAUUCACGUUGUUCAAACUGGAACAGCAAAACAAUUGAAAACUCAGUGGCAAAAUCUGGGAAACAAAACAUUUGAGAAAGAGAAUAGAACAGCCGUGGUCAUAUCUGAAGAUGAUGGUCGCAUAGUAGAAAAUCAGCCGAUAGAAAGAACUGAUGUCGUCAAAGGUGAUCAAACGGACAAUGAUAUUUCAUCUGUAGAAUGUGGUAUAACAAAAUCUUUAGUAGGUCAUUGGAAAAAUAAACAAAUGGAGGAAUUUACACCUGAAAAAAAAGUGAUAAAAAUUGCAAGUGAGGACGGUCACGUGGCUGAAAAUGCACCAAUAACAAAAGACGACGUGGCCAAAGAAAGUUCUACCAUUGAAAAUACGUCAGUUGUUCAAAAAGGCACAACAAAACAGUUAUUAAAUCGUUGGAAAAAUCCUGAUUUAGUUCAAAAACCGUCGACAAAAACGACUGUUCAAAUUUCAAAAGACGAUGGAGUUGUCGCAGAGAACGAACCAAUAAUUCGAGAUGACAUAAUAAAAGCUGAUAUGCCAGCAAAGACGGAUGAAUUGGAAAUUGUUCAAAAAGGAAUCACAAAAUCUUUGACAUCUCAGUGGAGUACAAGUGCUAGUAAUGAAACCAAUAAAGAUAAGAAAAUUGUUCUCGAGUUAGAUUCCGGACACGUGGCUGAAAAUGAUCCUAGCCCCAAAAGAACUGAUGUUUUUCGAGAAGAGAAUCAAAAUGAAAUUGCUGCUGAACACAUGCCUUUAAAAGGCCAGGCUAGUUUAAUAAAACAAAAACUUAUAUCGGCAGGUCAAUAUAAAGUACAAGGUUCCAGAAAGGAACCCAUCAACAUUUAUGACACUAAUUCGAAUGAAAAAUGUGUAGUUGAAAAUGAGCCUGUAAAAAGAGAAGGCGUUGCUCGUGAAGAUGAUGAAAAUUAUGCAGACAACUUUACUGUUUUGAGAAAAGGAUAUGCUAAAAAUAUGGCUGGAUUCUGGACUAAACCAAAAUCUGACGCAAACCAAAAUGUAAAAAAACAAUCUGUCUUUGAGUUGGCAGAUGGGCCGGCAGUUUACGAGAAUGACCCUCAGCCUUCAAGAAAAAAUGAAAUUCAACAGGUGUUGGAGGCAGGCGUGUUUGAGAACAACCCAGUUACACGGGAAGAUGUGGCGAGGGAAGCAGAUUUUCAGCCAGAAAUCAUAUCAGCCCACGCCACCAGAAACGUAAGGAAACUUUGGUCACAAAAAGAAGCCGAAAGUACUAAUCCUACCGUAAAGACGAAAAAGCCAGAGCCUGUUCGUUUCACGCCACCCCGUGAGAAAUCGCCGCCUCGCCAAGUGAAAGAAGAAUUCAAAUCAACUCACAAUAUAACUUUCAAAAAAUCAUAAUUCUUUCGCAUAACCAUUUUUCGAAUAAUUUUUACGAAUAAUUAUAUAUAUGCGUAUGAUUAAUAUCGAAAUAUUGUAAUUACAUUAUAUUUAUUUAUUUAUUCGUUUUUUAAUUAACGAAUGCACAUAUAACAUAAUUACAUAUAAACGAAUUUAUUUUUACAUAACUUAGAUAUGUUGGUUAAUACAUGUUUGUAAUUAAUAAAAGGUUUAUAGAACCAUUUCGUGUAUAGUUUUUAAUCUUUUGUUAUAAACAAUAUAUUUUUUAAAUUUAUAACUUACUGAUUUUAAACUUCACAGUAGUAACAAAUUUGAUGCAAAUUGUGUUAUAUGAUAGUAUAUUUUUGUGAGAAACUGAAAAACUUAAAAUAAAUUGUGUUUAAAGUCAAUUUUUGUUUUAAGAACUUUUCACUGUCUCAACAAAAACAAA